Molecule: messenger RNA, 2450 nt
Organism: Sciurus carolinensis (gray squirrel)
Lineage: Eukaryota; Metazoa; Chordata; Mammalia; Rodentia; Sciuridae
Gene: Zscan10
Product: zinc finger and SCAN domain containing 10
Exons: 5
Coding region: 1-2337 (778 amino acids)
Biological process (GO): regulation of transcription by RNA polymerase II
Molecular function (GO): DNA-binding transcription factor activity, RNA polymerase II-specific; RNA polymerase II cis-regulatory region sequence-specific DNA binding
Source: RefSeq, a predicted model, not a curated record
AUGCUUGCAGAGCCAGUCCCAACUGCCCAGGAGCAAGAGCAGCUUGGAGCUGUCAAGCUGGAGGAGGAGGAGGCUGCUGGCCAGGAGGAUACCAGGAGGCCAGAGGCCAGGCCUCGGCCUGAGGUGGCCCAUCAGCUCUUCAGAUGCUUCCAGUAUCAGGAGGACAUGGGGCCACGUGGGUCCCUGAGCCGGCUACGGGAGCUCUGCCACCAUUGGCUGCAGCCAGCUCUUCACACCAAGAAACAGAUCCUUGAGCUGCUGGUGUUGGAGCAGUUCCUGAGUGUGCUGCCCCCACAUCUGCUGGGCCGCCUGCAGGGUCAGCAGCUCAGGGAUGGAGAGGAGGUGGUGCUGCUGUUGGAGGGUGUGUCUGUGGAUUCCAGCCACGUGGGGCCACUGGAUUUUAGUUUCAAUACUGGCAAGAAUUGCCCCCAUGCAGACAUCAACUUGGAGGAACAAGGGGGCCCUUCUCAGGUCCCCAGCCACAGCCCCAAAAAGGAAGUACCCUCAGAAGAACCUCCAGCUCUGCGUCCAUCGGAUGAAUUGCCCCCAUCCCAGCCAGGACCUGCCAGUCCUGCUGCGUCUGGAGAGUGGAAACCUGCUCCAGAUCCAAGACAGUCACUGAGCCCAGGGUCCCAGAGGACCCUCCCGUCCCUGCAAGACAGCACCCCGCAGGGCCCCUUGUGGCAGGAGGAAAAUACCCAAGAGCAGGAGCUGGCAGCUGUGCUGGAGUCCCUGACCUUCGAGGAUGUCCCGGUGAAGAAGGCCUGGCCCAGGCACAUUGUGGGAUUUGAAAGCAGAACCCCAGACAAGGAAGAAUUUAAACCAGAAGAGCCCAACGGGGCUGCCUGGCCCACUGCCAUCUCAGCAGAGUCACAGGCAUACAGCCUGGGGGUGACUGGAGAGCCUCUUGCCCAGACGCUGGGGAGAGGUCCUGGGACCAGUGGUACUGGUGGAGGAGGGACCCCUCCUGGCAGCACUGAAGUUUUGGAGGUCACAGUGGGCGCUGGCAGCCCUAGGUCAGAGGCAGAGCUGCAGUUCAUAUGUGCAGAGUGUGGAGGGAGCUUCCGGCAGUUGUCCCGCCUGAAGGCACACCAGCUGCGUUCUCACCAGGUUUCACGCUCCUUCCAGUGCCUGUGCUGCGGAAAGAGCUUUGGCCGCAGCUCCAUCCUCAAGCUGCACAUGCGCACGCACACUGACGAACGGCCGCACGCCUGCCACUUGUGCAACCACCGCUUCCGCCAGAGCUCACACCUGGCCAAACACCUGCUGACGCACUCCUCUGAGCCUGCAUUCCUGUGUGCUGAGUGUGGCCAGGGCUUCCAGCGUCGUUCCAGCCUUGUGCAACACCUGCUGGCCCACGCCCAGGACCAAAAGUCCACGUGUGUCCCAGAGGCCAAGAAGGAAGGGAGAGAGGCGACUGUCUUCCAGUGUCCCCACUGCGUGCAGACCUUUCAGCGCCGCUCCAGCCUAAAGCGUCACCUGCGGAUCCAUGCCAAGGGCAAGGACCACAAGGGCUCUGAAGACCCGAGUAGUCUUAGCCUGGGCAGCGAGAGCAGGCCCUACGUUUGCAGUGACUGCAGCAAGGCCUUCCGGCGCAGCGAGCACCUGGUGAUGCACCGGCGUGUGCACACAGGUGAACGACCUUUCUCGUGCCAGGUCUGCGGUCGCAGCUUCACCCAAAGUUCCCAGCUGGUCAGCCACCAGCAAGUGCACACAGGUGAGAAGCCCCACGCCUGCCCACAGUGUGGGAAGCGCUUUGUCCGGCGCGCCGGCCUUGCCCGCCACCUGUUAACCCACGGUGGCCCUCGGCCCCACCGCUGUGCCCAGUGUGGCAAGAGCUUCAACCAGACUCAGGACCUUGCCCGCCACCUGCGGAGCCACACGGGCGAGAAGCCCUGCCGCUGCAGCGAGUGUGGCGAGGGCUUUAGCCAGAGUGCCCACCUGGCGCGCCACCAGCGCAUCCACACUGGGGAGAAGCCCCAUGCCUGCGACAUCUGUGGCCACCGCUUCCGCAACAGCUCCAAUCUGGCCCGUCACCGCCGCAGUCACACUGGGGAGCGGCCCUAUGGCUGCCCGACCUGCGGCCGCAGCUUCCGGCGCAAUGCCCAUCUGCAGCGCCACCUGGUCACACACACAGGAGUAGUGCAGGAAGUGGAGGCCCCCCAGGAGUGUCCAGAGUGUGGAAAGAGCUUCAGCCGCAGCUGCAACCUGCUGCGACACCUGCUGGUGCACACGGGUGCCAGGCCCUACUCCUGCGCGCAGUGCGGGCGUGGUUUCAGCCGCAACUCCCACCUGCUGCGCCACCUGCGAACCCACGCCAGGGAGACGCUGUACUAGCAUCGCCAGGUUCCAGUAGCAUUGCCCCACGCACCUGUGGGUGGAUAGCACCCAAGGCCUUCCUCUAGGUCCCCGACAUGCCCAAUGCCCUCCGGCUCCUUGGUGAUUGUCCU